This is a messenger RNA of Paramisgurnus dabryanus, 1243 nucleotides long. RefSeq names its product stress-associated endoplasmic reticulum protein 1. The record is from RefSeq and is a predicted model, not a curated record. Gene Ontology annotation, cellular component: endoplasmic reticulum. Lineage: Eukaryota; Metazoa; Chordata; Actinopteri; Cypriniformes; Cobitidae. Gene Ontology annotation, biological process: endoplasmic reticulum unfolded protein response.
AGGACGUAGACAAAAGUCGACGUAGUAUCCCUUCAUCACCGCCACGGACCGUAGUUUGUUUAGGUCUUCGUUUUUAUAACUGUGAAUCGCCAGCACCCUUUCCAAUUCAUCAGCAUUUGCAACCAUGGUCGCCAAACAGAGAAUCCGAAUGGCCAACGAGAAACACAGCAAAAACAUCACCCAGAGAGGAAACGUCAAAUCAUCGAAAACCGUCGCUGAUGAUAAGGUGUCGGUGGGACCAUGGCUUCUGGCACUGUUUAUCUUUGUUGUCUGUGGUUCAGCAAUAUUCCAGAUCAUUCAGAGCAUUCGAAUGGGCAUGUAACAAGGACCAAUGGUUUCUCAGCUACUCCUUGCCAGUUUCAAAUACUGCACCCAACUUUGUCAUGGAGCUUCUUUCAAAAGGCUUUUUCUUAAUUUUCAGGAUUUAUCUUUCUUUAAAGUGCAACAAUCGUAUUCAUUCUUCUCUGGUGCCUUUGAAAAUGAAGAAAAAUCAAGAAGCCAUAAAAUUGCAUUCCGAUCAAUUGUAAUAUUAUUUUCGGUGAAUUUACGUUGAUGUUGUCAAAAUUUAAAUAUCCUGCAAGGAGUGAUUUGAUUUGUAAUGUCUUGAAUAAGGUUUCAUUCAUUCCGAAAAAUAAUUAUUUUUGCAGGGGUUUCCCGGAUAGGAUUUAGAGAAGUCCAGGACUAGGCCUUAGUUAUAUUAGGAUAUUUAAGUCAUUUUUACAAACAAAACUUCUGACAAAACAGUGGCACUGAUAUAUUUUAAGAUAUGUCAGUGCAAGAUGUUUUUAAAUUAAGGCAGCCAGAACAUGCAUUUUAGUCUGGGACUAGAAUAAGCCUUGACCUGGAAACCCAUCCAAUUAAUAAUGUUUUGUUUUUGCUUUUUGGUUCACCCUAAACAUUGUCAUUUUUUGUACUUUGCACAAGGUAACUGAAAUAGUGGAAAAAUCAGUCAGCCCAUUUAGGUCACAAAUGUAAACCGUGGAAUAUGUACAGUAUGCUUAUCAAAUUAGUUUUUCCAGUUUUUUUAAUUUAAUAGCUGCCUCUUUGUAAUUUCUUAUUCUUUUAUGAAUAUUGAAUGUGAAAAAAUACGAAUAGUUCUCUGGCACAUAUAUUCUUGUCAUUGUGGUGCCGUACGGGAAGGCUUAGCAAUUCAGCUUUUGUCUCAGAACAUGAUGUUAUGUGUUGUGAUUUCGUAAAAAGAGGAACAGAGAACAAGCUAAAAUAAAAUGUACUAAAAAGAAAA